AUGCCUUAUAAUAUUGCAAUGGUUUCAGAUUUCUUUUUCCCUCAGCCAGGAGGGAUUGAAUCCCAUAUUUAUCAGCUUUCACAAAAACUACUUGAUCGAGGACAUAAAGUAAUUAUUAUUACACAUGCAUAUAAUGAUAGGAUGGGGAUCCGCUAUUCUGGAAACGGGGUAAAGGUAUAUUAUGUACCUUUCUUUGUUAUAUUUAGAGAAUCAACAUUUCCAUUAAUAUAUUCAUUUUUCCCACUAUUUCGAAACAUUGUUAUACGAGAGGAGAUUGAUGUUAUUCAUGGGCAUGCAUCUUUAUCAUCAUUUUGCCAUGAAGCAAUUUUACAUGCAAGGACAAUGGGUAUUAGAACGUGUUUUACAGAUCAUUCGUUAUUCGGAUUCGCUGAUGCAGUAUCUAUUUUUACAAAUAAACUUUUAAAGUUUACACUGAGUGAUAUUGAUCAUGUAAUAUGUGUUUCCCAUACAUGUAAAGAAAACACAGUACUCAGAGCUGCAUUGGAUCCUCAUAUGGUCAGCGUAAUACCUAAUGCCAUUGUAGCGGAAAAUUUUUCUCCCGAUCCUAGUAAAGCAUCUCAAGAUACAAUAACAAUUGUCGUUGUUUCAAGACUAUUUUAUAAUAAGGGAGUCGAUCUUUUAAUUGCCACCAUUCCUAGAAUUUGUUCAUUAUAUUCAGAUGUUAAAUUUAUUAUUGCAGGUUCAGGGCCAAAAGCAAUAGAUAUAGAACAAAUGAGGGAAAAAUAUAUGCUUCAAGACAGAGUAGAAAUGCUCGGUUCAAUUCGCCAUGAAGACGUCCGAGAUGUCAUGGUUCGAGGACAUAUCUAUCUUCAUCCUAGUCUUACUGAAGCAUUUGGAACAGUAUUAGUAGAAGCAGCAAGCUGUGGCCUUUAUGUUGUUUGUACACGUGUUGGUGGUGUUCCUGAAGUUCUACCCCCGCAUAUGACAAUUUUUUCUGAGCCAGAAGAAGACGAUCUUGUUUCUGCAACUUCUAGAGCAAUUGAUGCAUUAAAAGAAAGACGAAUUCGUACCGAUACUUUUCAUAAUGAAAUAAAAACAAUGUAUUCAUGGACUGAUGUAGCUGAAAGAACUGAACGUGUCUACGAUUGUAUAUGUUCAACUGAUGUUCAUCCUUUAAUUGAUAGAUUAAAAAAAUAUUACGGCUGUGGUAUGUGGGCAGGAAAGCUUUUUUGUUUUUUAGUUGCCAUUGACUAUUUAUUAUUUGUUAUUUUAUGCUGGAUUUUACCAGAUACAAAUAUAGACAGAGUUGAACCACUUUUAUUAAAAAAAAAACAAAAAUCUUUGGAUAAAAAGAAAAAUUAG
Molecule: messenger RNA, 1323 nt
Organism: Pneumocystis murina B123
Lineage: Eukaryota; Fungi; Ascomycota; Pneumocystomycetes; Pneumocystales; Pneumocystaceae
Product: phosphatidylinositol N-acetylglucosaminyltransferase gpi3 subunit
Exons: 8
Coding region: 1-1323 (440 amino acids)
Biological process (GO): GPI anchor biosynthetic process
Cellular component (GO): glycosylphosphatidylinositol-N-acetylglucosaminyltransferase (GPI-GnT) complex
Molecular function (GO): phosphatidylinositol N-acetylglucosaminyltransferase activity
Source: RefSeq, a predicted model, not a curated record